UAGACAAAGGCAUUCGCUGCCAAACACCUUUUACUGUGAGGAUACCCUUCUUGUCCUGCAGACAGCAUACGGACUCAGCUUUCUCCAAGAGUAAGAGCGUUUGUAGCGGACAGAUUUCAAUGCUCCAUGUGCUACAAAGCCUUCAUCGUUCUACCAUGGUCCAGUGCGUACUUAAUUCGAUCUCGUUCUGUCGUCCUGUCCCUGAACUUCCAAACGAAUGUCCUCAGGUGUUUCUUUUCACGCUCCAACCUGAAGAGCUUACGGAAAGACACGAUUACUAUGCUACCAGCGUCGGGAGAUUGUACCAGUCGCUCCAGAAAUACCUUGGUGCCAAUCACGAGUAUGAAGGUUUCUUCGGGGGUCUAUUAUAGCUUCUUUGCAUUAUCAGGUGCAUCUUUCGAUUCACCGAAGGCGACUGGAGCUCACAAUCACUGCGAAUCACGUUCAAAGCGCCUCGUCCAUGUUCAUCGUCUGUACUCAGAUAUGUCCUGUUAAGUCACACGUGAUAGUGUGCCUCUCCUUGGUAGGUGCUCAAUGGAGUAGGCGCAUGAUAUAAGGCGAAUU
This is a messenger RNA of Boeremia exigua, 564 nucleotides long. RefSeq lists its product as uncharacterized. Bases 127 to 495 code for a protein of 122 amino acids. Lineage: Eukaryota; Fungi; Ascomycota; Dothideomycetes; Pleosporales; Didymellaceae. The record is from RefSeq and is a predicted model, not a curated record. The transcript has a single exon.